CGUUCCUCGGGCUAGAACUAGACUAGCUGGCGGCAGCUGGCGGGUGCCUCCGCCUUACGAGAUCGUGCAUCUCCGCGGACGCGGAGUCCAUGAAGGCGUGCGCUUGCGCGAACAUCGUAGACUUCCCGUCGUGAGCUUGUCAAGAUGUCAGCAGGUAAGGGGACUUGGUAGACCGAGGUGGCAGACAUAUAAGCUCGUCCAUGGGCCGUAGUUGUUCUCACUCCAAGCACGAUGCGUUUCCUCUCCCUCCUUGUUUUGGCUUACACCGCGUUCGCUGCGCCAACCCCCUCGGCGGAGCAGCGUGACCUCGAGGCCCGCGAGGCAUCGGUCGCCUGGGCUCCCAGCUUCAAGAACUACAACGACUGGAACUGCAAGAGCACCGACAAGCCCCCCGUCGUCCUCCUCCACGGUCUUACUGCGCGCAGCACCGUCAACUGGAUCAAGAUCGGUAGUGCGCUUGCGGCAGAUGGCUACUGCGUCUUCACCCCGCAAUAUGCCACUAAGCUGCUCGUGUUUUUCGGCUUCGACUCCAUCAAUACCGGGUCCCGCGAGGUCGCCGACUUCGUUCAGCGUGUCCUCCAGUCUACCGGCGCCUCGCAAGUCAACAUCGGCGGGCACUCUCUUGGCACCAUUACCGCUGCCCACUACAUGAAGUUCAACGGUGGCGCGCCCUUCGUCAAGCACUUUGUAGGCUUUGCAGGAGUUUACAAGGGCACAACCCUGUGGGGUAUCAACAAUUUCGUAACCAAGAUCCCGUUCGUCAACGCCCUCGUGCGUAGCGUGUGCCAGUCAUGCACAGAACUGGUUACCCCGUCCGACUUCCUCUCGAAUCUGAACAACGGCCCGCUUGCGAUGCCGGGCGUUGACUACACCAACAUCGCGACGCGGACCGACGAGCUUGUCAUUCCCCCCAGCUCGGGCCACAUCGAAGAGCCCGGCGUCACCAAUAUUUGGCUGCAGGACAAGUGCCCCACUGAUCUCUCGGAGCACAUCCUGCUCGCCGUCGACCCCAACGUCCUCCAGAUUAUUCGCUGGGCCUUCGCGGGGAAGCCGGGGCCUUGGCCAACUGGGUGCAGUCUCACUGGCGCAUUCCCGUAAAGUGUGACUCGCGAGAAGAUAUAGUUAGUAACAGACGAGAUGCAGUUCGAAAGAAAGUUGAACCGG
Messenger RNA from Cutaneotrichosporon oleaginosum, 1164 nucleotides. RefSeq lists its product as uncharacterized. The record is from RefSeq and is a predicted model, not a curated record. NCBI's taxonomy places the organism in Eukaryota, Fungi, Basidiomycota, Tremellomycetes, Trichosporonales, Trichosporonaceae. Gene Ontology annotation, molecular function: lipase activity. Gene Ontology annotation, biological process: lipid catabolic process.